This is a messenger RNA of Aspergillus tanneri, 348 nucleotides long. Its product is annotated as RING finger protein. NCBI's taxonomy places the organism in Eukaryota, Fungi, Ascomycota, Eurotiomycetes, Eurotiales, Aspergillaceae. Gene Ontology annotation, cellular component: synaptonemal complex. The transcript has 2 exons. The record is from RefSeq and is a predicted model, not a curated record. Gene Ontology annotation, biological process: reciprocal meiotic recombination. Gene Ontology annotation, molecular function: ubiquitin protein ligase activity. Bases 1 to 348 code for a protein of 115 amino acids.
AUGGAUUUCUUCUUGCGAUGCAACUCCCUGAAGUGUCGAUCUCAGCUGAAGGAGAGGGCAGUCGUCACUACCUGCUCACAUAUUUUCUGUCUGAAAUGUGCAGAUGCCCUCAGUCGGUCGCGUCCUAUACCCGGUGAACGUCUGUGUCCAGCUUGUCAGACUCUCCUAAUCAACCCAGACGACGCUGUCGCAACCGUCCUGAACCCGACAGAGGAUUACAAAACUAGUGUGCUCAGUGGCCUCGAUCCAAAUACAAUAAUGGAAUGUGCGGGACGAGCAUUGCUCUUCUGGACAUACCAAACCACGCAAGAGAUGUGCGGCUUGGUAACCCGCCACGGAGCUUCGUAA